CACUCGCUGCCAUCCGGGCCAACAACAGGCAGCAGCAGCACGAGUUACGGCUGCAGUUGUGGCAACAAAGCAGGAUCGGCAUCAUCUAGUCGGUCGGAACGAUCGAAGACCGGUGUGGCUCACAGUCACCAUAGCACCCAUCAUCACCAGCACCACCAACACCAUCACCACCAGCCACACGCGCCUCCGUCGCAUUCGACCAUUAGCAGCAGCAUCCGGAAGGAGUUGGCAUCGUACGAGAACCCGUACCAGUUGCAGUGCGAUGUGCCGGGUAAGAAGAAACCGACCAAGCGCAACGCUAGCACCGAGAGCCUCGAUCUGUUCGCCAACGGUGCCGAUCAGCAGUGUACCUGCGGGCUCUACUCCCCGUCGGCGGUUGAUGGUGGACGGCGCCGUUGUGGCAAGUGCAGCCCCCCGGACGCUGCCGGCCGAGCAGCGCUGGCACCGGCGACGGGCCAGAAGAAGCACAACUCGUCCAAGUUCAAGGACGCCUCGACGAGCCCCAAAUCGAACAGCCCGCUCAAGACGGAAGCGACGUGCCGCAGCCCGAAGAUGGAAGCCUCCACCGACACCAAGUUCGACUUUAACUGCUCGCCGAAAACGGAAAGCCACUACCGGCGGCUGUCCACGCUGAGCAUCAAUUCGGGCAGUGCCGCCGGCAGCAGGCACGUGGCGACGAGCCCGAUGAAGCACGCGCCCAGCCCGAAGGUGAGCCCGCAGAAGUUGACACCGCAGAAAACGCCCGACCAUCAACAGCAGCGGACGCUAGAAAAGUCAAACUCGCUGGGGGACAGCAAACCGCCACGGUUGCUGCGUAACACCCGCAGUCUUUCGCCGCGCCCUCCCGUGCGCCACCAGCACUCGAUAAUGGUGUCGGACGAGAACGACAUCAUUUCGGUGAAGCUGUCACCGAACGAGGAGUUCGAGGAUGAUGGAAGCACCCGGAAGGUGCCGCCACCGCAGAAAGACAGCGGCGGCGUGUAUGGCAAGGACGCGAAAAGUGAUCCACCGUCGAUGGCAUCGGAAGCUGGCGCUGGCAGUAGCUUGCAGUUGAACGCCAACAGUAGCACCAACCGAAGCACCAGCUGCCUCGUGUACGUCCCUUCAGAUCCCUGGACGAGGAUGUCGGCCAGCAACUCGUCGUCACCGGCCUCCAAGCAGGAGAAAUCGAAGACGCUCGACAACAGUGGCAAAUCGUAUGGCAAAGGAUCGUCGCGCUUCGACUGCAUGAUGAAACAAACCGACCCGUGGGUUUGGCGUUCGAAUGUAAACCUGCCGGCGAGUGGUGGUGGUGGUGGUGGAAGCAAGGGAACCGGAAGGAAACGGAACGUUCUAACGCAUCAAACCAAAUCACUCACCGCCAGCAGCAGCACCACCAACACCAGCAGGGACGAUUGCGAGCUGCCAUCGUUGAAGCUCUGCCAACAGCAAUCGCUCGGUCGGAUCGAGAAGACGCUCACCAUUCCGGGGGUGGACGGGACGGUUCCGGGAUUUAAUGCGCGCAAGAAGAUAACCCGCCCGAAGCUGCAGCGCUCCAAGUCACCCUCGUUCUAUGAGGAUUUCUUCCAGCAGCCUCCGUCCGGUGGAUCCGGCGAUUCGAACAAGUCGCCCUCAUCGAUAGCGGCCAAAGGCAAGUCGCCCGUUCCCCCGCCGUCGAAGAUGGAGAAGAACGCAUCCAACUCGACGCUGAAUGGACACGCCAAUAACAACAAUAACAACAACAACAACGGCACCAGUACGAGCAACAGCGGUAGCUUCAGCAGCUACAACGGAAGCGGUUCGCCGACGGCAAGAAAGCAACCGUCUCCGAAACUGAGCUUCCUUUCGUCCACGCCGCAAUCACCGGGGAAGAAGCUCAACCAUCAUCAUCACCAGGCGGGCGGUGGUGUAACGUCCGAUCCGAUGGCGAAGGCCUCCCUCAACCUCCUGGCCCCGAACCAUCUGCAGCCGCGCCACAGCUUCUCGACGCCCUCGCAGAAGGACGACGAGCUGCAGCUGAACAUACGCCGGCUGAGCGAGCAGAUGAACAAGUACAGCCACUCGGCCGGCUUUCCGUCACCGCCGGCUUUCCUCAACGAUACGAUCCAGCAGCAACAGCACCAGCACCAACAGUCGUCCGGUGUGCCCGGGGGCAAUAAAAAGAUGGGCGGAAGCGGCAGCAGCCUCGGCGUGGGCUCGAUCGGUGGAAGCAUCGGUGGACUUGGCGAGGCGUCCCAGCGCAAGACGGCUUCCCAUUCGAAGAUAAACGAGCCGAUCCUUGAAACGCGCUGCUAACUCCACGCCGUUGCUGUGCCCUUAGUUAGGCCAAACGGAAUAAAUCGAAGCUUCCCGGGCAGGGAAAUGCGGUAGUAUAUCGAACCAGGGAACGGAAUUGGAAUGAAUUGAUAUACACAGUACUCGUUGCUUCUGCUCCGAAGAAGUUUCCGUUUCUUAACUUUACGGCAUUAGGAAUUUUAAGAACUACUAACGGUCAGUUUCCAAUUUAACUGUUGAUAAGAAGCAAGUGUCGGAAUCGACGGACGGGAAACAAUCAUUAUAUCAGUGAGGACACGUGGAAACAAGCGAUGCCCGGCAGGGACAUCUUGCACGCGAUGCAUCCGCAGAUCGGAUGGUAUAAGUAAUAUCAUUACUAGAUGGUGUUCUUAUUUUUGUUUUCAUUUUUUAGAUCGUAAUCUGGCAAUUAAGACAAAACAAAAGUAGUAAAAUUUAAAAACGAACGUACGAUCAAAGGAUAGGUUAAACGUUACAUGGCGUGAAAUAGUGCGACAAUUACGGACGAACCAGGCAGCAAACCUGACUUUAUUACAUCGUAAGUAACGUACAGAAAAAUGACACACUACUUGCCACGGAUCGAUAGUGCAAUGCUAUGCCAUUUAACGUACAAGUGCCAACAUAACCGGCCGGGUUUGGGAAGAGGGCAAGUUCCGCGGAUUGAUUAGGGACAGUAAACGAUACGGAACCAGUUGGAAAGGGGAAAGCACCUUAAAACUUACGCGGUGUGCAAUAACGACUUUGUGGAAAUGGACGUGUUAUUUACUUUACACAGAUUGCAUAUGUAUACAUAUUCUAAAUAGCGGCUUCCUGCCGGGGGGAAACCGUUCAGUAAAUGCGAUUUGAUGGAGGCUAGAAGAAUACUUACAGUAUUAGAUGGGUCGGACGCCAGCUGGACGAUACUUUGUGACACGAUUAAACACUUAACGACACUCGGUGUAGAGGAAAAUGUUCUCUAUGUUUACUGUUUGCAACAUUUGUUUCACUUUCCGGUUUGGCUUUGAUCGAACAUCAUGACAGAAAAAACAAACGAAUAAUCACAAGUAUACCACGGUUCUCAUGGCCUUCAACGUAAUUAGUUUAGUUUGAAUUUAUUGUUUUCUUGAGCGCUAGUGACUUUACUAUUCCCCGAACUGCAGGUGGCGGAAAUCAUGGAGUUGAUUAGUUAAAAAGUAACGAUUUAUGGAGAAAAAACUACUGUAAAUCCUUGUGCCAUAUCCUUGUGGUUGGGAGUACAAUUUCGUUCGGGACAAUGAUGAAUCCCCUGGGGGUAUGGACGUGAAAGGCACAUCGAUUGAUCAACCGCUACGGUAAAUGCUGCAUUCUCAACUAGCUAGCAAAUGAAUUAACGUUAAGAAUACAAGAAAAACAAUACACCUCUCGGCCGAUUUCGUGGUAUUAUCGUGCUCCCGUGGAGGGCGCAUGUUUUGUCGAACCUAAAACUGCCAUGAACAGCAAAAUAGUUCACGAUCUGCGUUAACACAAAUGCCCCCACCCCCGUACCUCGUGCAUAAUACAACAUGAUCUAUCGCUUCUGGGAAAGGAGGCCCAACUUUUACCUUGGACUUUGGAAAAGAUUUGAUUGUUGUAAAUACAUGGCAGCUCACUUGUGUACCGUAACUACUUAACUUAACCACCAUUCGACCAUACGCGCAGACUUAACUGCUGUAUCAGCGGUUGCCAGUUUUCGGCGAGUUCUACGCAACGCACGGGACAACCGAUGUUUCAUCCGGACCGAUCGAAACUAACUGUAAAGCUGGAACCAAAACCACUAAUCCUCGGUACGCUCCCUUCUCUCAUACCUCGGCGUGCUGUACCAGUAAUUCUCUUUUACUUGGAAUCCCUUGUCUAUUGUUCUACCGAAUAACAGCCAAAAUGCAUUGAUAACAGUCGGACGGACCGGCGAGGGACGGGGGGCGACAAAGCAAAGACUUACCCGGUUCCAUUCCCGUUUUUCUCUAGCCGAAGCAUCCGGGUCAUUGUACCAAUUCUUUAAUCCUCUAGCGAGGAAAAGGAAAUAGUGAGUAAAACACUAUUCCAUCAUCAUGAUAACUAAUAAAAU
Anopheles coustani is the source of this 4333-nucleotide messenger RNA. Its product is annotated as RGS domain-containing serine/threonine-protein kinase A-like. NCBI's taxonomy places the organism in Eukaryota, Metazoa, Arthropoda, Insecta, Diptera, Culicidae. The annotation marks the transcript as partial. The transcript has a single exon. The record is from RefSeq and is a predicted model, not a curated record.